This is a messenger RNA of Sceloporus undulatus (fence lizard), 1292 nucleotides long. It is a transcript of the gene GSTK1, whose product is annotated as glutathione S-transferase kappa 1. Gene Ontology annotation, molecular function: glutathione peroxidase activity; glutathione transferase activity. Lineage: Eukaryota; Metazoa; Chordata; Lepidosauria; Squamata; Phrynosomatidae. Gene Ontology annotation, cellular component: peroxisome; mitochondrion. The coding region runs from base 72 to 842 and encodes 256 amino acids. The record is from RefSeq and is a predicted model, not a curated record. The transcript is spliced from 8 exons. Gene Ontology annotation, biological process: glutathione metabolic process.
UCCUUCCCCCCUUUCUCUGGAGGAGGACAAAGUCUCCUUUCGCCCCAAUAGUUCCCCUCCCUUGCUUCCCCAUGGCCUUAAACCUAAUACCCCACCGCCCUCUGCUCUCAUUGCGAAGCUUCGUAGCCUCAGGAAGGAGAAUGGCGGCCGCUGAGGCGAGGAGCAGCAGCAGCAAGAAGAAGAAGCGGGUGGACUUCUUCUACGACGUCCUCUCGCCCUAUUCCUGGCUGGGCUUCGAGGCUAUCUGCCGAUACCGUGACAUCUGGAAUAUUGAGCUGCAUUUACGGCCUGUUUUGCUUGCAGGGAUAAUGAAGGAGACUGGUAACAGGCCCCCAGCAAUGCUGCCCAAGAGAGGAGAAUACAUGACAAAGGAUCUUAUGCGGAUGGCAAAGUUCUUUCAAGUGCCAUUGCAAUUUCCAAAGGAUUUCAUGGGGUCUGUUAUUGUGAAGGGUAGUCUAUCUGCCAUGCGUUUUAUCACAGCUGUGGAUUUAACACAACCUCAGUUUGUGGAAUCUGUGUCUAGAGAACUUUGGAUGCGUGUUUGGUCUCGAGAUGAAGACAUUACCCAGCCAGCAAACAUUUUGGCAGCUGCAGGGAAAGCAGGAUUGCCCUCAGGCCAAGCUCAGAAGCUUCUGGAAAUGAGCAGCACACCUGAAGUGAAGAAUCGUCUGAAAGCAACAACAGAUGAAGUCCUGGGAUAUGGGGCAUUUGGGAUGCCAUGUUCUGUUACCUAUGUUGAUGACCAGCCUCAGCUUCUCUUUGGUUCAGAUCGUUUAGAAUUACUGGCAAGUCUCUUGGGAGAGAAAUGGCUUGGGCCAGUUCCUGGAUCUUCUAAACUCUAAGCUAUAAGAGUUCUGAGGAGAAACAACAGGACAUCGAAGCAACGUAUAGCUUUAGGGAAUUUCUGUGUUGCCAGGUUCCACAAAGUCAACUCAGGAGGACUGUUGGAGAAGCAUCUUUUAAGUCUGGAACAGGGAAUCAUGAGACAACACCGAGCUAGGUAUCACAGCAAUUGCCUCUACGUGCAGUUAGGGUUUAUGCACAGUGGUGUGCAUCCCUUGACUUGUAGCACCUUGCAAUAUAGUGUGGAUCAGUGUGAAUCAGAAAUGUGCCUUAACAGAGACAUUAAUUAAUGCACGUCACUUCUUUUGUCAUCUGUUUCUUUCUUUUGGUUGUAUAUAUAAUUCUGUUAUCCAUUCCUUCCUUUGUCCUGUAAAUGCAGCUGAAUGAAUAAGAGUCACUGUCGCAACUGUAACCAUGACUAUAUAAAUUUGGUUGUAAUAAUUGUUAAA